UCCAUCUGACUUCCUUUGAAACCGCGGAUGAAGUUUUCAUCAUAGCACCUGAUCUCUCUAUCAGAGUAUUUUGUUAACAACAUCGCCUGGGAGUACUUUGUUUGUCUGGGAUUUGUUUUUGUUUUUUUAAACUACAUCCACAAAUAUUAUUACCCGUUUCACACAUUAUGGUGAUGCGCGCGUGAACACCAUCUUUCCUGAAGAAGUUUCCAAAUACAUGUUCAUGCGGGGACUGACCAUCGUGUCUGUCGGACGAUGGCGAAAGCAUUUUCUGUUGUUUAUUUGAUAUACACUGUCCUUGGAAUCAGCCGGGUGACUGCGUUAGAGCUCAGAUUUACAUCUGAGCCACCUGUACUCAGCCUGCAGGAGAAUGUCCACAAGAUCAAUGCAUCUGACACGCUGGAGAUCACCUGCAGUGGUCAGCAGCUCCUUGAGUGGGUCACGCCUUUCAACCAGAGUCGCGUAGAUGGCCGCUUGUCCUUCAAGGACUGCAGUGGAGCUGGUCUCUUCUGCAGCACCCUGGUCCUCACCGCGGCAACAGCCAAUGAGACAGGCCUUUACCGAUGCUCCUUCAAGAACCUGCCGGAGGAGGAUGCCAAGACAUCUGACUCCGUAUACGUGUUCGUCCAAGACUACAGGUCCCCGUUCGUGCUCUCCGUCCAACCUUACAAUGUGGUGUUCAUCCGGGAGGGGGAACAGGUGGUCAUCCCCUGUCUCGGUUCCGUGGAGGACAUCAACGUCACUCUCUUGAUGCAGUAUCCUCCAAAGGAGCUCACGCCAGACGGGAAGAUAAAGUACUGGGACAGCAAGAGGGGGUUUGUGCUGCCCAGCCACUUGGUCAGCUUCGCUGGUCUGGUCUACUGUCAAACCAACAUCCACAACGAGACCUUCUCCUCUUCCUAUUAUCUUAUUGCGGUUGUAGGAUACAAGAUCCACAACCUCGCAGUGACCCCUGUGCAGGAGAGACUGGCGGUAGGGGAGAGGCUGGUGCUUAACUGCACCGCUCACACCGAGCUCAACGUGGUGCUGGACUACACAUGGAAAUUUCCACAGGGACAGGUGCACUCCAUGAACAGCUCACGGUCACGUGCCAAGCUCCAAUCAAUGAGGAACAAACUGUGGAACUCUCUGGAGAUCUCCAACACGUUCACCAUAGAGAACGUGACCAUGGAGGACGCUGGGAAGUACAUCUGCACAGCCUCUAGUGGUGGAAUGACCCAGACGUCGACUGCUACUGUAACAGUCUAUGAAAAACCUUUUAUAGAGUUGAGCAAACCAUUAAUUGACACUCUGGAAGUCUUUGCCAAAGAUGGCUCAGCCAGGAUCCCGUUGAAGUACACUGCCUACCCACAACCUUCAGUGAAAUGGUUUAAAAAUGACCAGCUGAUCAGAAAAGAGGACCACUACAGGAUGAAACCCGGGCGAGACUGCCUCACCAUCAUAGACGUGGAGGAGAGGGACGCUGGGAAUUACACAGCGGUUCUGACCAAUCGCAAAGAGGAGCGCAAGCACACCGUCAGACUGCUAGUCAACGUUCCACCUCAGAUCUUUGAGAAGCAGGUUGGCGUGCAUUUAAACGCCCACAUGUACGGCACCAGCCCCUACCUGAGGUGCACGUCCCGCGGAGGGCGGGCUCCAGUCCAAGUCCAGUGGCAGUGGAUGCCCAAGGAAGACUGUCCAAUCCUCUUCCAGGGUGGGGUGAGGCCUGUGAACCGACUGAAGGAGUGUACCGGGUGGAGGGACGUUGGCAACGGCACGGCUCUCAACCAAGUCAGCAGCCCCAGCACCAUCACUGAUGCCUCGCUCAAGACGGUGAGCACACUGAAGAUCCAGAAGGCUGAGGACCAUGCUCUCUACAGGUGCAUCGCUACCAACAAAGCUGGUGUUGAUGACUACAUCAUCGUCUUCCAGGUCACACGGGGCCUGGAGCUCAGUCUGAACUCCUCAUCCGAGCCCAUCGAGCAGGACAACGUGGCCCUGCACUGCAAAGCCGACCGUCUGCUCUACGGCAACCUGACCUGGUACCGCGUGCUGAACGUGUCCAGCAGCCCGGGGGAGGCGCAGGCCUUCCCCGCCGCCCAGCCCUGCCGCACCCUGCCCCAGCCCCUCCAGCUGCUGCCCCAGGCCGCCCCGCUCAGGGUCCAGGGCAGCAACAUCACCCUGGAGCUGCUGCUGAACAACGCCUCACAGCAGGACGAGGGCCUGUACGCCUGCCAGGUGGAGAGUCUCACCUCCCCCUCUGAGAAGACCUGCCUGCUGCACUACCUAUCUCUCAGGGCUCUGGAGCCAGCCAAAAUCACCAACGUCCUCGCUGACCAAACAGUAAAUGUGAGUGAGUCAACCGUGAUGACCUGUGACGUCACCGGCACUCCAACACCCACCAUCAUCUGGACGAAGGACAACCAGACUGUGGUGGAGGGAGCUGGUGUGUUUCUGAAGCGAUCCAACAGCACGUUGACCAUCUUACGGGUCAAGAAAGACGACAGCGGCCUGUACAUCUGCACUACCUGCAACAGCCAAGGCUGUGACACAGACCAGGCCACCCUCACCGUAGAAGGUGCAGAGGAGAAGGUGAACGUGGAGCUGAUUGUGCCCAUAGGAGCGGUGGUCAUCGCCAUCUUCUUCUGGAUCCUCAUCGUCUUCGUCAUCCGCAGCCGGAAGCGGCCAAGUGAGGAGCUGAAAACCGGCUACCUGUCCAUGAUCCUGGACGAUGACGACAUGCCGAUGGACGAGCACUGCGAGAGGCUCACUUACGAUGCCAGCAAGUGGGAGUUCCCCCGAGACCGACUCAAGCUAGGAGAUCCGCUCGGUCGAGGGGCCUUCGGUCAGGUGGUGGAGGCUUCAGCCUUUGGCAUCGAGAAAGCCACGACCUGCACAACUGUGGCAGUAAAAAUGUUAAAAGAGGGCGCCACUACCAGUGAGUACCAGGCCCUCAUGUCUGAAUUGAAGAUUCUCAUUCAUAUCGGCCAUCAUCUCAAUGUAGUCAACCUGCUUGGAGCGUGCACAAAACCAGGAGGUCCUUUGAUGGUGAUAGUGGAGUACUGCAAGCAUGGAAACCUCUCCAGCUACUUGAAGAGCAAGCGUGAGGAGUACAGCCCUUUCAAGAGACGAGGGCCGAGCCCCUGGCGCAGCGGGCCUCAGGUGGAGGACGACUUCAGCCAGGGGGACCUGGGCCUGGGCACCAGCACCCGGCUGGACAUCUGCACGGGCACGGCCUCCUGCUCCCGCGAGGACUGGACGGAGAGCUGCCUGGAGGAGCAAGACUGGGACCAUCUCGCCCUGGAGGAUCUCAUUAGUUAUAGCUUCCAGGUGGCCAAGGGCAUGGAGUUCCUGUCCUCGCGAAAGUGCAUUCAUCGGGAUCUGGCAGCUCGAAACAUCCUGCUUUCAGAAAACAACGUGGUGAAGAUCUGUGACUUUGGACUGGCCAGAGACGUGUACAAAGACCCCGACUACGUCCGCAAGGGAGAUGCUCGUCUCCCUCUGAAGUGGAUGGCCCCAGAAACCAUCUUUGACCGUGUCUACACUACGCAGAGCGAUGUGUGGUCCUAUGGAGUCCUGCUGUGGGAAAUCUUCUCUCUGGGAGCGUCCCCAUAUCCCGGGGUGUCCAUCGACGAGUCCUUCUGCCGCAGACUCAAGGAGGGCACCAGGAUGAGAGCGCCGGACUACGCCACACCAGAGAUAUACCAGACAAUGCUGGACUGCUGGCUGGAUCGGCCAACAGACAGGCCCACGUUCAACGGGUUGGUGGAACACAUGGGCAACCUACUGCAAGCCAGCGCACAGCAGGAUGGGAAGGACUACAUCCCGCUCACGUCCGGGGACCAAGAGGGCAUCAUAGCUUCUGCCCACCCCAGAGGUGCCCUCGGCAGACCAGCCAGAGACAGCACUGCCGCACAGCUCCACUACGACAACGCCCCAACACUAGGGUAUCCUCAUCAGGGUGAUGGCCAGGCCAUAUUUGAGGAAAUUCCACUAGGCCACAGCCUUAUUCGGGAUGUUGAGAUUGACAGAGCAAUGGGCCUAUCAGCAGAAGAGAUGAAGAGACUGGACCACCACAGCUCUCUGCAUGGCACCUCACGCACACAUCUCUUCAGCCCUAUCCUCCGCUGCAAGAGUAAGGAGUCACUGGCGUCUGAAUCGUCCAAUCAGACGAGCGGAUACCAGUCAGGGUACCACUCUGACGAUGCGGAAGCGCCAAUCUAUGCCAACGAGGAGAUGAUCCUCAAGAGGGACGCCAUGAAGAGGCCACUGCCCAAGCCUGCGGAGAAAUUCAGCGUCGAUGUGCGUUACAGCGCCCCGCCUGUUUAGCAUUCAGUGUCCAGAAGUACAAUUCCAUAGCACAACUCUCGAAAGGAAGAACCGUAAUACCCAAAAACCCUUAAUGUGACCCCCUCAGACCCGAAUCAACAAGCCAAUGAUCAAAUUCAAGGAGUGGCCAAGCCUUUAAUUGUGACGGUGUGAUUUGUGCAGUUGUCUUUAAUAUCCUUUUUCCUGUUGCCAGCAUUAAAGCAUGCUGAUAUGAGUGACAAAGCUAUCUAUCUAUGAAAAAAAAACACUUUGUGGAUAUUGUCUUCAGGAAAAGUACUGCCUUUUAUUUGUCUGUCUUUAUUCCACAUAUAUGAUAAGUUAUUAGAUCGUCUGAAUAUACAAGUGCCUAACACCAAUUUGAAAAGAUUGCCAACAUGUUUUGUAUUUUUUUGCUAUUCAAAAAUUGAGGUCAUCCGGUCAACCUGCUGCAACACAGUCUCUUGUUUAAUUGACAUGAGUCAUAAGAAACAGCCAAGGUUUUUCUUUGGUUUAGAAAGCAAAACAAACACAUUGGAACUGAUGUUUCCUCAGGAUUGUUGCUCCAACAGGAGGGCUUUGAUUCCCUGUGAACUUCCAGCUUACCGUUCAGGUCGUCCGUUGUGUUGAGUGCCUUAUGAUGGAAAUGCCAGUCUGUGGCCUUUCACCUUCUCCAAGUGUGCCCACCGCAUCAGCUCCUGUUAACUCCCAGAUACUGGCCAGACACGCCAGUGCCACUUCCAUUUGUUUACAGGGCAGUCUGUCUCCUCAACCACUUUUGUUUCUUUGUUUUGAAAAGAAAUGUAAUACACGAUAUGGGGGAAAGAGAUUAUGAAUUUCAAGUGGGUUCACAGUCCUUUUUUUUUUGGUUUUGGUAUUUUUUUGUUGAUAACGGCCACACCUUCUUUUUUUGUGUGUGUGUGAGGGGGGCAGUCUUAGAAGUGUAAUCGUGUUUGUGCAGAGACUGGAUGACCCAGGAGCCUGUUGCCAGGGAGACCCUCCCACUUCCUGUGACACAGGAAAUAGCAAAUGGAAUGUGAGACAAUCGAGUGAGCAAAUGUUUUCUUUUCCAUUUUUCUCUGUCUUUUUUUUUCUCCUCUCGCAAUUGUGUUUGAUUGAGGCAUGGGUAGUCUUUGUCUCUCCUCACUGAGAUCACAAAAUGACGUCAUGUGGGCUUUUCAAUUGUACAGUUUAUUAUGAGAAUUUGUUUCCUUGUCAAAAAAAUCUUGUUUUAUCAUGCUUAUUGUAUUAUUGUUAUUGUUAUUGUUGUUAUUUACUGAUCUUGUCAUAAAUUUAACUAGUUUUAUAAAAAUAAACAUAUUUGAUGAUCAA
Messenger RNA from Sardina pilchardus (European sardine), 5616 nucleotides. RefSeq names its product kinase insert domain receptor (a type III receptor tyrosine kinase) (gene kdr). Gene Ontology annotation, molecular function: vascular endothelial growth factor receptor activity; ATP binding; growth factor binding. The coding region runs from base 256 to 4308 and encodes 1350 amino acids. Gene Ontology annotation, biological process: positive regulation of angiogenesis; vascular endothelial growth factor receptor signaling pathway; positive regulation of cell migration. Lineage: Eukaryota; Metazoa; Chordata; Actinopteri; Clupeiformes; Clupeidae. The transcript is spliced from 30 exons. The record is from RefSeq and is a predicted model, not a curated record. Gene Ontology annotation, cellular component: signaling receptor complex; plasma membrane.